CGCCGUUGCUUCUCCUUCGCCUUCAAAGGUACGAACUUUACCACAAAGUCGGAGACGACGGAGACGACGGAGACGAUGACGAAGGACCCGAAGGAAUCGCAGUCGCAUUCACAGUCCGCAAACAUUUGCGAUCACACCCCCGAACUCCUCUCUUCCUUCGUCGACACCUUCGUCGACUUCUCCGUCAGCGGCGGCCUCUUCUUGCUACCCUCUCCGCCGCCGCCGCCGCCGCCGCUGCAGACGCUCCACUCCGCACCCGACCGCCUCGUCGCCAUUGGCGACCUCCACGGCGACCUCUCCAAGUCCAAGCAGGCCCUCGCCCUCGCCGGCCUCAUCGACGGCGAGGGUAGAUGGACCGGCGGCUCCUCCACCGUCGUCCAGGUCGGCGACGUCCUCGAUCGUGGCGGCGACGAGCUCAAGAUCCUGUACUUCCUCGAGAAAUUGAAGCGGGAAGCUGCCAGGUCUGGAGGUAAGGUUAUCACUAUGAACGGCAAUCAUGAGAUUAUGAAUGUGGAAGGUGACUUUAGGUACGUGACCCAGCGCGGAUUAGAGGAAUUUAGGGUUUGGGCCGAUUGGUUUAGGACUGGGAAUGCUAUGAAGGGGCUGUGCAAGGGUUUGAAGAAGGAGAAGGACCCUUUUGAUGGGAUCCCAGCGGCUUUUCCUGGCAUCAAGGAGGACUUUUUUGGUGGUUUUAGAUCUAGAAUUGCUGCACUUCGGCCCAACGGGCCUAUAUCGAGUCGUUUCUUGUCGCAAAAUUUGACUGUUGUGGUUGUUGGUGAAUCUGUUUUUGUUCAUGGAGGGAUCUUGGCGGAGCAGGCAAGUUACGGAUUGGAGAGGAUCAAUGAAGAGGUGAGAGAUUGGAUUAAUGGCCUGAAGGGGAGGUUCUCGCCAGUUUACAUGAGAGGUAGGAAUUCUUUAGUUUGGUUGAGGAAGUUCUCGGAUGGGGUUGCAAAGAAUUGUGAUUGUUCUGCCCUUGAGCAUGCUUUGGCCACGAUUCCCGGGGCGAAGAGGAUGAUCAUGGGGCAUACCAUCCAGGAGUUUGGGAUCAAUGGGGCUUGUAACAACAGGGCCAUUAGGAUUGAUGUGGGUAUGUCGGAAGGAUGUGCCAAUGGUCUGCCUGAAGUUUUAGAGAUAACCGGUAAUUCGGAGUUGAAGAUCUUGACAUCCAACCCUCUUUACCAGAGUAAGCCCAAGUCUCACAUAGGUGAUGAUAGGAAGAGUGGGCUCGGCUUGUUACUCCAAGAAGGGGGACAGAGGCAAGUGGAUGUGAAGGCCGAAAUGUCCCAAAGGCCAGUCUCUCUGAAUUAAAUAGUUUUACAGAAUUAGUUCCAGAGGAUAUCGCUUGACAAUGUCGGGUUAUAUAGUACGGUAUUCGACUUUAGAUGGCCAUUCACCUUGUUUACCAUUAAGAAUGAAUAAACUUAUUUAUGAGAGCCUUCUAUAUGAUGUUCAGAUUGUAGCUGGAAAGAGUAGACCAACUAUUUUCAGAUGAAGGCUUUGAAAUCUGUAAUUCAUUUAUUAUGAAUAGGGUAUAAUCAAAGUAUAAAUGCAUUCCCGGAACGUCAUAGUUUUACUU
This is a messenger RNA of Rhodamnia argentea, 1576 nucleotides long. Its product is annotated as shewanella-like protein phosphatase 2. The transcript has a single exon. The record is from RefSeq and is a predicted model, not a curated record. Gene Ontology annotation, molecular function: hydrolase activity. Bases 76 to 1308 code for a protein of 410 amino acids. NCBI's taxonomy places the organism in Eukaryota, Viridiplantae, Streptophyta, Magnoliopsida, Myrtales, Myrtaceae.